This is a messenger RNA of Cryptomeria japonica (Japanese cedar), 1521 nucleotides long. RefSeq lists its product as uncharacterized. Gene Ontology annotation, molecular function: ubiquitin-protein transferase activity. The coding region runs from base 101 to 1324 and encodes 407 amino acids. Lineage: Eukaryota; Viridiplantae; Streptophyta; Pinopsida; Cupressales; Cupressaceae. The transcript is spliced from 2 exons. The record is from RefSeq and is a predicted model, not a curated record.
GGUCUCAAAUAAAUUGCAUCCUUUAUUGUUCUGGAGUGCCCAAGCUUUUUUAAUGGAGUAAUCUGAAGCUGUUCAAUCGCUUUUGUUCAGGAUUUGUAACAUGGGUAACUGUUUGAUCAGGUUUUGUAACAUGGGUAACCGUUUACCACAUGAUCACAACAAAAAUAACAAUAAUAAUAAUAAUGAGGAAGGUUAUGAAUAUAGCAGUGACAGUGAUAAUAAUGGAGUUUUAACAUCUCCAAUAAAUGGAGAGAAUAUAGUUGGGGGGACUGAUACAGAAACCAGAAAAAUCAAAAGGAAUUCAAUUACAGAAGAAACUGAUAUUAAUAUUCAUGGGGCUUUAAUACCUCUAACAAAUGGAGAGAAUACAGUUGUGGAGACUGAUACAGAAACCAGAGAAAUCAAAAGGAAUUCAACUACAGAAGAAACUGAGGAUAAUAUUUAUGGGGCUUUAAUAUCUGUAACAGAUGGAGAGAAUGCAAUUGGAGAGACAUCUGCAACAAAUGGAGAGAAUACAGAGACUGAUACAGAAACCAAAGAAAUCAAAAGUAAUUCAGUUACAGAAGAAACUGAUGAUAAUAGUUAUGGGACUUCAACAUCUGCAACAGAUGGGGAGAAUACAGUUGGGAAGACUUAUCAUCAUUAUGGGACUUCAAUAUCUGUAACAGAUGGAGAGAAUGCAAUUGGAGAGACAUCUGCAACAAAUGGAGAGAAUACAGAGACUAAUACAGAAAACAGAGAAAUGAAAAGUAAUUCAAUUACAGAAGAAACUGAUGAUAAUAGUUAUGGGACUUCAAUAUCUGCAACAGAUGGGGAGAAUAGAGUUGGGGAAGAAAUAGUUUUAGAGGAAGACGAAGAGGAAGAGUGCCCCAUUUGUCUGAAUGGCUAUGAAGUGGAGAAUCCAAGAACAAAUACUCCAUGUGAUCACUGUUUCCAUUUUCAAUGCAUUAUUGAGUGGUCACAAUGGAGUCAUUUAUGUCCUGUUUGUGCUACAGGCAUUGUUUUCAAUGAGGAGGGCCAGCUGGUGAAACUUGAUGGGUUACAUCAACAUAUGGAAGAGCACAAACAAGAGGCUGCACGAUUGAGGACACAUUCUCGCCUCAGAGUUGGAUGGCGGGUCGACGUACAUGAAAAUGGCAAUGGCCAGACAUACUGUACUAUCCACAUAACAAACCUAUUCUUUUCGUUUCGUCUUUGGAGACAGACCAAAAUAUAUAGGGUGCUAUGGCCCUUUUUCAGACCCUUUGACAACCAGCCCAAGGUUCUCCUGAGGGUGCACAUAAUGUGCACCAUCAGCCGAGAUUCAGAUCCACAGAGGGGGUAGGUCCGAUUGCCACACUCUGAUGAUGACGUUGCUGUUGCCAGUGCCAUUUUUCCCACCAAUCUGGUGGUUUUGGAUUAUACGCACCUCUUCACGAGACAAAAUAGUCCCCGCCCACCGAUGAGGUUUGAGAGGAUUGAAAGAAGAUUAUCAUCACGGAGGAGGUCUCUCCCAUAAAAUUGUAUUAUCUUUCUUGGCUG